AAACGUGACAGUAAAUCGUCACGCUCGAUGCUAAAUGAGCAUCGAAGAAUAUGCGAAAAUGUCAAAUGAAAAAGAAAACACUGUUUUUAUUGACUGUAUCGAAAGAUACUUGCGUGUGUAGAAAUUAUACAGAAUUAUGGGUUCAGAGUGAGAAUUUUGUUGGUGACGUUGAAAGGCAAGAAUAUUCUUGAGAUCGUUGAAGAAUCACAAAACAAAUCUCGCAAAUACGCAGUUUAAAAUCUCGUUCGGCGUGCGUUCAAAACGACUCGCAUGCGCAGUGUCAGUCACUGUGCACAUGCACAGCUGCAGUACACGUCAAAUUAGAAAGGUUAAAGCAGACAGCAUAAAUAAAAUCUGUAUUUACAAAGCAUAAAAUCACGAUUUAAAACGGUCAAUUGCAAAUCAUUGAAAGUGGCAUUGAUCCUUUCUUUAUUUAAUCGAAAUUUCAUUGAAGAUAUGUAUUUUUAAAACUGUAUUUUUAUAAUUGAAUUUAAUGCAUGGUCUACUACUGAUGCUCGAUAAGAUAAACUUUUGCAUUCUUAAACACUAUAAGUGGUUGAAUAUUAAUUUUUUCUUAUUAUUAUGACUGUUACUUCUUUUACCGAUAUACUUGGUAUGCGUAUUCAAUGAAUUGCUGGAAUGAAAAGUAAAUUAUUCAAGGAUUUUACAUUCAUAUGAUUUUAUCAAACUUACAAGAGUAUGUGGAAUGUAUUGAAUUGUAAUUCACAAUGUUCAAAUUGGAAUCAUAUAUAACACCAGUAAUCCUCAGUUAUGUUGAAAAAUAUGUGAAAAAUUUUAAACCAGAACAAUCUCAGGUUUCCUUAUGGGGUGGUGAUGCAUCAUUUCAAAAUCUUGAUCUAAGGCUAGAAGUUUUGGAAGAACAACUGAAUCUUCCCUUUGUUUUCGUUAGUGGUCAUAUACAUGAAUUACUUAUUCAUGUUCCUUGGGUAAAAAUUACUUCGGAGCCAAUUGUAAUUACCAUUAAUACAAUAGAAUGUAUUUUAAAAUUAAAAGAUGAUAAUAAAGUGGAGACCAAUCCUACCUCCUUACAAAGAAGGCAAGAGAUAUCACAGGAAGAAGCUCCUCCUGGGUACAUAAAAAGCAUAGUAACAAAAGUUGUAAAUAACAUAACAAUUAAUUGUAAUAAUUUAAUCCUAAAGUAUGUGGAAGAAGAUAUAGUUCUUAGUGUCAAUGUCAGAUUUUUAAGCAUGCAAACUGUUGAUAACAAAUGGGAACCAGCAUUUACUGAUGUCAAUGCAUAUGAAGUUAUGCUUAGAAAAGUUAUUACUAUUCAAGAUCUAACACUAUGUUUAGAUAAAAUGGAUGCAUCUGGAAAAAUAGAAAUAUAUCAGGAUCCUGUUCUAUAUCGAUGUUCAGUUAUAAUACGUUUAAUUAUAAACUAUCACAGUAAUACUGCAAGGAAAGCUUCUAUUACACGAUUAGACCUUCAUUGUCAAAAAAUGGAAUUCAGUAUAACGGAACAACAAGUACCAAUGUUACUUAGAUUAGCUGCCUUAAUAAUGGCUUUGCAAACAAAACAAUUUCCAAUUAUCAAAGAAAAAUCAUUAAUUUCUGCAGAAGAAAGAGAAGAUAGUAUACAAGAUGAUACAGAUCAUGUGAUUGGAACAGCUACAGACAGUACAGGAUGGGGUGGAUGGGCUUGGAACAUGAUGUCAUCUCUGUUACCUAUUGAAUGGGACAAUGACUGGUCUACAGAGCAGCAAAUGGCUUAUUCUGGACAUACCAUUCAUUUAGGCAUAUACGUACAAGAUGCAACUUUAACUUUUAAGACAGUCGAAAAUGUUAAGGAACAAUUGUUUUAUAAAUCUCGUAAGCUUCGAUAUAAAUCGUUUUUAACAUUGCGAUUAAAUGGUGUAGUAGUUGAUACAUUGCUCCAAGGAAUUGCAAUGACCAGUUUUCAAAUCGGAAUGGGCUACAUACGCGUAUAUCCAAGAGGAAGUUGUAGCUGUGGUCAUCUUGAAGUAGUCGAUGGAGCACAACCACCUUUGUAUUUAGUAGCUGGCAAGAUUAAUACUCGGUACUUAAAAGAUUCAUUAUUUGAUGAUGAAUCAGUGGAAAAUAAAGGCAAAAAACGGGAGUAUAGGCAAGGGAUAUAUUACUAUUUAUGCACAGCUUCAGAGGAGAGACUAAUAGAACGAUGUCCCGCGUUCUCCAUGGAUUACGUUCAUUGCGUCGAAUUGCCAGACGAUAUAACACCUGAAAAACUGGCAGAGUUUGGAUCUAAUUUUGAGUAUAGUAAUUUCCGCGAACGUAGAAUAAUGAGAUAUAUUAUAGGUGAUUUAACUAUUAGAUUAUGUUCUGGUGUUUUUCACCGUAUCGAAACAAUAAAACAAGCUGCCGCAAACUAUGAUUACAAUCCAUAUCUCGUUACGAAACCAGAUCCACUUGUGGAUGAACUUCCUCCAGUUACAUUGGAAGAAUACGAAGCACUAAGAGAAAAUGUAUCCAUGGUUGAGACAAAAUUAAUAAUAGUUAAAGCAUCGCUUCAAUUGCAAUUGGCGGAUCAUUCUAUUACCGGACUUCCACGACAACGAAAGAUAAUUGAAAGUCGAACGACGCCUUUAACACCUGCUCUUACAGACGAUCCUUUUAUGAGCAUUGAAUGUGACGAAGCAAUAGCAACUAUGCUUCAACCUUUAUACCCGUUUAGACUUGCAGCUUGUGCAUCCAAACAAACCGAUCUUCCAACUGAAAUGUUUGAUCAGUGUCAUAAGAUUAUUACAUUGCAGGUAAAUGGAGCAAGAAGUCAACUUUAUUUGACGAAAGAUUGUCACACAUCAAUAAUAAUGCCUUACUCUGUUGAAUGUAACAUCAAAAAAUUAUUGUACCCGCAAUAUUGGAGAAAUGUCGAUGUAAUACAUGAAACAUACGCGGCACAUAUUGACAGUGUUACAGUUACCGGAACAAAAGCGAAGUUAAUGGCUGCUGUAUCUAUCUUGACAUCAAUUUUUGAUUCUAAUGAUACAACCAACCCUCUUGUCUGUUCCUCUUUAUUUAGCGACGCUUGUCAAGAAACAAAUCCUGUAUAUCUGGAAUUGUUACUGGAAAAUAUAAAUUGCAAAAAGUUAUCAUCUCUGGUUACGAUAUCAAAUGAAUUGAAUAUAAGUUCGGUAAAAGUGUUUGCUCUUAAUGAGUCACAGCAAGCCUUUAUAUUUUCAGGGCCAGAAAGUAAUAUUUACGGUGAUGAAAACAAAUCACUAAUAACGAUUGUAAUACAAUUUCCACAAAAUAUUGAAAGACAAACGCAUCCACCUCUGAUUUCACUUCAAAUGGCAGAUAUCAGGGCUUCGCUUGAUCCGUUACUUUUUAAGUGGUUGGAAUAUCGUGUUACGUAUUAUAAUUUGGGUACGUUGUAUUGUACAACUCGACCCGAAGUCCAACAAUUUGAAGGGGCGUCUUCAGACACUGGUACGAAGAAAAAGACAUUCCCCAGUUUACACGAAAGUGUACACAGCUCCUCGGACAAGGAAAAACGAAAAUCCGUCAUAGCUACGGAAAAAUCGAAAACUUUACAAAAUGAUGAGAUUCAAAAAAAACAUGAUUCUAAAUCCGAAAGUGAGAAACAGAACUUACAGAAUUUGGGAAUAUUGGCCAGAUUAGCAGAACUGUAUCCAUGGUGGUGUGGGCUGGUAUUAAGUGGAUGUGUUGGACAUAUUGUUAUUUACAUACCAUCAAUUACAAUGAGUGGUAUUGGUGCAUAUGGUAUAGAGGAAGCCAAGGACAGAGCAUUAAAAAACGAUAAUAAAUUACAAAUACUGAUAAUAAAAUUACCUUCUCUUCUUAUUCAUUCAUCCAAUAUAAGUUUCGAAUUACUCGCACCGUAUCUUCAGGAAUUACCUGUUAAAUUACCGAGAUCAGUGUGGACGAAUAAAUUGCAAAGUUUCCCGUGGACACUGAGCCUUGUUGACUUCCAUUGUUAUAUGUUACAAGAGCACACCCAGAAAAACUUUAUUAAAAGGGUAUCGGUAAAUGCUACAGUUGCUCUUACAACUAAAGCCGUAACAUCCCCGUCUGGAGGAAGUGCGUUAGCUGCUUUAGGUGUUUGUGUUCAUAUUGAUAAUUCUCCCAUUAUUGUUUCGAUAUCCGAAGAACAGGUAGUUUUCACGAGUAAAAUAAUCUCAAAUAUUUUGAACGUACUGCGAGUUACUGUCAAUAAUAAUAAAAGUAUUGUAGCUAGUACUCAAAUAAGUACCGAGGCACAAGUAGUUCUUCCUAUCAUACCUCAGACUCCAUCUACACCAACACAAUUAUUAUAUCCCGAAGAUACAACUACAAAUUCGACCCUUUCAACAUCAAAAGAUGAUAGUACACCAGAUUCAGAAGAACUAGUUUUGACAGCAUGGAUUCAGUGGACCAUAACGAAAAUUGCGAUUAAAUUGUACGUGACAGAGAAAGAGACUUUAUCUUCAUUAAAAUUGGUACUUGAACUGGAAGAUAUCAUUACCUCUUUAGAUUUACAACCUGUUUAUUUCAAGCUAAAAAAUAAAGUUACAACGGCCACUGUAUUUCAUUAUACAAGAGCACCGAAUUCACCUACCUGGGAUAUCGGUGAGUACGUGGGUGCGGUUCUUUGUGGAAGAGAGGACAAUUUAGAGAAAGGUGAUGAUUCUGGCUUUUUAAGUUUCACUCUUACUAGAGCAAAAUCAGGAAACGUUCACACACGAUGGGGGACCUACAAACGACACAAAAGUCAAAAGUUUCAGAAAGACAUAAUAACAGAAACAACAUUGUCUGCUAGUAGUUACAUAUCUGAGAUAGUUAUAAAAAUACAAAUGGUGGAUAUAAUCUUACCUCUUACUAUAGUUAGUAAAUAUAUGCAAUUGGCAAAACCUUUUAUGGGUCUCUAUCAACCUAUUGAGAAAGAUACAAUCGAAAUUUCCGAACAAAGUAUAACCACAUGCUUAAAUAACAUUACUAGUCUUGAUAAUGAAAUGUUACCAUUAAUAUAUCUGGACUUUAAGGGACUUAGAUUAAUGCUACCAGUUUCAAAUAUAACGAAAUUGAAACCACAGCAUGAUCUAUUAAUGAUUCAAUUAGAUGGAGUUCGUAUCACACCUCAUGCAGAAAAUCCAAUUUGUAGAACUCCUUUGAGAUUAGAUAUAUAUCAACUCGCGGCUCAAGCAAAUAUUUUAAGUAUACCUGGUUCUGCUGUGGAAGAUCGGCAAUAUCAGAUUAAUAUAAAGAAUAUAUGUGCCCACACAACUACCUGGAAGAAUUAUCAAAUGACUAUAAAUAAGAAAAUGUCUCAAUCAUAUUUAUACACUAUGAACGAAAAUCCAGCAUUAGAAUGGAAUAAACUUGGACAUGGAAGUAGUUUAGAGCGACAAUUCUCCACACUUCCGCUUUUGUCAAAAUUCGAUUUGUGCUUGAUCAUUGCUCCGCCUGUUCUAUUUAAACCAGAUGUCACGGUGUGUGGAAGUGCAAUUGAAGUAAAUUGUAUCACAGAUAUCGAAGUAACAAUAAAUUUAGACCAAAUUCAGUUGAUUUCAAUAUUAAAUAACGAACUAAAGAACUUGUUCCUCGGAAAUUUCGAACGAGACAAAAAUACAAAUACAUAUAUCAGCAUAUCACAGAAGCCUCUUUCAACUGUGGGAAGUAUUAAACAAAUUACAUGGACAAAACAAUCUUCUGAUGACAUAGAUGUUGAUGUCACUAAGGAUAGCGGUAUAGAUUUUGAAACGUCUAGCAUAAAUUCAACAAUUAUUGGCAAGCCUAUCUCUGCGGAUACUUCAAUACUUUUACCAUUCGAAUUUCUGGUGAACUGUGGAAAAAUAACGUUCGUACUUUAUGACAUUCAUCCAGCAGUUACAGAGUAUGAAGUUGAUAUAAAUGAAGUUGAAGAGGAUGAGGGUGAAAGUCAGAAACAACCCCUUCUUUACACGAUGGUCAAUCAGCCAAAUAUUUAUUUUUCGCAACAGCAUCCAUUGCAAAAAGUACAAGUAUCUUGUUUCGAUAUAACAAUGGCACUUGGGGAUAAAGAUAACAAGGAAUUAAUUUCAAUACCAAGAGAAAAGGAUUUCAAAGUUUUUAUGAUUGAAACAAAAAACGGAGACUUACAUCCGGAUACAGGCAUUCCUCCAUCCUUCAUAACAAUGAAAUAUGAAAAAACUAUAGGAAAGAAUCCACAGUUCCUUAUAGAUGUCGGUAGACCUACAAAAAUUUAUUUCUCUUUGUCAAGACUGAAUCAGAUAUAUAUUAUAAAAAGUAAGAUAUUAUCAUGCUUUAUAAAACAAUAUGAAAUAAUGCCAGAACAAGACGAUAACAUGAAAAAAUCUUCAGUAAUGAAAUCGAAAAAGAUAAAUUGGCCUGACAUGAAUGUAUGUACAAAACAAAUCGUAGUAUCCCUCAAGACCGAUUCCGGAGCCGAAAUAAUAGCCAGUUUAGCUUCUUUAUCCGGGAAUAUUUCAUCUCUUCUUAGACCUGACAGAAUAUAUUCUAAUACGUCUGUAGAUUCUUUUAUCAUAUCGGCGAUUCUUAAUGGCAAUAUAAAAGUGCUUUUGAAUCCGUGGUGCUGUAAUAUUACUAUAUGCUUGCUUUGGGAGACUUGGUUGAAUGUCGAAUCUAUUCCUCAAAUACAAGUACAGGCAGAUAGUGAUAGUCUUUAUUUGGAUUUCGGACCAGAACAGAUGAAGAUUAUGAAAAAUGUUAUGGAAGAUGUCCAACUACUAUUAAAUGAAUUGACAAGAUCAUCUUCAAAGUGCAAAACUAACGAAAAGCAAAUUAUUCUGUCAACUGAGCAACAUUAUAAGGACGAUCUCAAAGCAGGUGCAUUCCAGUUUGUAAAUGGAAAUGCAGACGAACUACCUUUUCCGUAUCAAGUUAUUUUCUUCACUUGUCCCCAACAAUCAAUGGCUUGGAGAUAUCCUCAACCAAGAACAUUAACUAAAAUACACGUAUCCCCAGUACCAUUUGAAACACUGGAUUCUGACAGUGGAUACGUUGACAAAGUACUGUGCGCUCUCGAAUAUUGGAGCGACUCUCACAUGUCCUAUCAGCGAUACGCCGACUUUUAUCUGUCAGAAACAGAUUCCUAUCGUUUGGAGCUUCCUGAGAAGGCUCCAGCAAGGGCAGUAGCUUGCAUAUGGCGCGUAGUUCUAUUAUUAAACAAUAAUCGACCAUUCUCUAAAACCAUAAUCUCGGCCCGUGUUCUUGCCGCCUGUUUACGCAUCGAUUCUUAUUUCAAUUCUUCGAUUAUACCUAACAUACAAGCCGCGCUCAAUAUUGGCACUAUACACUUAUCAAUGUACAAUCAUCUUAGUACUCUUACAUACAACAAUUUACAGCCUCCCUUGAAGAAUUACGCUCUAAAAGGUACUGUACCCGAAACUCAAUGUUUCAUGACCUUAGAACAUAAAGGAGCCAUACUUGUACUUAAUAGAUGGAUUAACGGUUCAAUGUUGAUUGAUAUUAGCGGAACAUUUGGAGUGCACAUACUAGAUUACGGUCAUUUAACGAUGCAGGAAAUAUUAGAUCCUCUAGAGGCGAGACUUCAAUUGUCGUUAUCUGACAAAACGGACAUAUCUUUCACGUGCAGUCCAUUUGCGUUAAAGUUGAGCCCAACGAUAGCUCAUACGCUUGCAGUUUCAAUACACUUGUGGUAUUCGUCCUUGGAAGAAGAAAAUAAAACCACGAUUUUAUUCGCACGCUACGUGAUGGCUAACGAUAGCAAUGUGCCUAUACUUUUUGGUCAAAGUGGUACAGGAGACAAUAUAUUAUUAGAAAGUAGGCAGUGUAUCUUUUAUUCCUGGAGAAAUAUCGGCAACAAAAUGUUACGGAUAGCGAUAGAAGAAAAUAUUUGGUUGUGGAGCAAACCAUUUUCCGUCGGCACUGAUGGGAUUCAAGCCGUCGAGUUCAGUAAUUCUGUCACAAAAACGUCAGCAUUCGUAAGCGUUACGUCACUCUCAGCUACGCAGAAGCUUGUAACAUUCUCCGGCCAGCUUGUAAUUUCAAAUCAAUUGAUCGACAAUUUCGAAAUGAAGUUAGUUAAAUACGAAGCUGAUAUCGGAUCAAAGGUGACCGUGCUGAAAGAUAUAUAUCCUGUUUCUGGCAAAACUCGACCGCCCUCGGUUAUACUUGACGGAAGCAAAAAAAUGGCCAUACGUCUGCGAUUUACCAAUGUUCCAAAUUUAUCUUGGACGGGGGACAUUCCUCUUCAGCCCAAUGCGAAAUGGGGCCAGCCGUGGCUCGUUAAAGUUCCAUUACAAGAACGUGGACAAUUUUUAAGCAUCUGGGUACGAAUAAUAACGCAAACAAUUCAGGACAAAGUAAAAGUUCUGGCUGUGCUCAGUCCACUUUACAUGAUUCGCUCUCAUUUACCAGUACCAGCCAGAGUACAAAUGGAUACACCUUCGUUGAAAAUAUCUCUGAGCACAAUGGUGAAUGGUCGGGGUGAAAGACAGCAACUUUAUUGUCCUGGAACGUUCGAACAUUUCCAUCAGCUGACGUUUCAACUUGAAACCGGGGUUUCCACGUCUAAUCCGUACGUGCCAUUGUCAUACAGUUCUGUUGAUCAGAGAAAAUUCUUUAGAAGGCCCGAAGUCGAAGAUAUUGAUAGCAUCCUGCAAGAUCUUGAGACUCAGAAAGAUGAAACAGAAUGGCCGUUCCAAGGAGACGAGGUUGAAGAGUGGAUAUCCGCUGAACAGCCGCAGACACACGUGCAAGUGAAAUAUCAAGAUGCUGGAUUAGUUUCCAGUACUUUGCUGCUAGAAUUACAGCCCUGGUGCUUUAUAUUAAACUCCAUGGGCUGUCACUUGUCUCUCGUGUCAGAGGACAUUGAACUCUGUCAGAUUCCUCACUAUGGAAUCGUAACACCGCCAAAACUGGAAGGUACGUUUCACUUGUGCGUCGGUGUCGGUGAUACGUUUUACACGUCCCAAGCGUUGCAGCUAGCUCGACCUGAUUGGAGUCAAAGCUUCUACAUGCCUCGAAUCGGUGGUCUUAUUCCUGUUGAAGGAAACAUCAAGUCGUGCGUCGACUGUGGUUCAAGCGUUUCAAUCAUGAGCAUCAAUUCAAGUAUGCACGAGGAUAUGCGUCUUGUGCGCGUGAUGAGUAGCCACGUUAUUAGUAACUUAACAUCUCAGGAGUUGUGCGUAGCAACAUUGGCAGUACACGAGGAUGCAACUAGACUUGAACUGCCUAAUGACCUUACUCCCUACAGCCUCAAUAUUUCGCCAUCCGAAGACCAAAAACAAGGUAUUCCGAUUACACAAUGGUACACAUUGUAUAUGGAAGAUAUCAUAGAGCCCCUUGUGCUCUAUGUAUCUUUAAGCAUAGGACACAAAUGGUCGUGUCCGAUUCGAGUUGACCAGGGUAUGAGUCGUAAAUGCGUUGCUGUUCCCAAUGGUUCUAGCAGUAUGCCAGUAGUCAUCACGAUGCAGGAAGACAGGGGUACCAUGUACAUAAUGAUUCAUGUGGAUUAUCACCCUCAGUUGUUGAUUGAGAACACCUGCGCUUUCAAAGUUUUAUUAGGUCAAGCUAACGAAACGGCAGAGGCAAUAAUACCAGAUGCCUCGCAUUUUACAUGGAUUUGCGAAAUAGAAAGUAACGCAACGAGUCAUUAUUCCAUUCCAUCCGUGAGUAACAGGCUACCUGAUGCACCGCUUGCUAACACAUCAAAUAUACUGCUGUUCUCUGCUGUGACAAGCAGUCACAACGAAUCACAGACCAUCAGAAGUAAGGAAUUGCGAUGGUCGAGAGGUAUAAAUUUAUCCGCCAUAUCAAGCACACCAGUGGAUCAGUAUGUGCGUCUACCAUCUUAUGGCGAUGUAAAGUUAAUCAUGCAGAAUCGUUGUUACACCACCUACAUCAGUAUUGUUCCAAUAUCUCAAGUAGAAGUAUCCGCAAGGGACAUCCGAACUCGACUUCUGCAAAAAGAAAACGAGACAAAGGAUUUGGUAACGAUGCGUGAUAAAUUUACUUCUGAUCCGGAUGAUCAGCCAAUUAUAAAUGUACAAAGUUCUGAAAGCUCGACGUCGAUAACAACCUUCUUUUCGGCUCAAGACGAAACACUAAUUACAGAAACUAAAACUGCUUCGCAGCUAAAUUUAAAACAGAUAAUAACAGAUAUGGAGAGUGUAAAGAUCAAUGCAAAUGACGAUACAAAGGAUACUGAGGAGAAUAAUUCCAAAGAAGGAUCUGCGACCAUUUGCCUUCAGGGAGUCACCAUCAUCAUCAUGCAUGAUAUGAAUGAAAAUGCUCAAAGAAUCGAAGUGGCCAGCUUAUCUAUGACUGAUGUUAUAAUCGCCAUUAAUGCUAGAUCCAGAAUUGUAAAUUUACGUGCUUUCAUAGGAGAUCUACAAUUAGACAACCAACUAUUUGAUCAAGGAGGUUUCGAUUUUCCAGUAGUACUGAUCAGCCAAAGUCCACUUACAAUGAAAGAAACAGCAUUUUAUACGAGCAGUUGUUUAAUAAAUAAAAUAGAACAAAUAAGAGAAAAUUCGUUAAUUGCGAUUGAUUAUGUAUUAGAAAAUCAAGGACAAUUAAGAGCAUCAAAAGACUUACAUAUAAAAAUUGCACCAAUUAGUGCCUAUAUUGAAGAUACAUACAUAACUCAAUUACUAAAUUACGCAACUUCAAUGGUACCACCUCGAUUUUUGAUACCAGACGAUGUGAAAAAGACAAGAACGUUAGUUUCAACUAUCGGAGUGUACAUUCCUGAUUAUAUAGUGAUUGACGCGAGAAUAUUAAGCGCCCCAUUAAGAUUACAAAAUUUAAAGAUAGACCCUGUCUCUAUCUUAUUAAGUGUUCAUACUUCUGUACGUUUAUAUGUGGCUUUAGAUCACUCUCCUUUAUAUUUUGGUACUUUUGAGAAGAAGAGUAUUUUAACUACACCUUAUAGACUGGGCAAUGCUCUUACAAUGCAUUACUUGUCUGGUGCUAUAUUUGGAGCAGGUUGGGUAGUAGGAUCAUUAGAAAUAUUAGGUUCUCCUGGCAGCUUAGCACAAGCUCUUGGUUCAGGACUUCGAGAUUUUAUUUCUCUCCCGUUUCAAGGCUUGUUACAAGGACCGUGGGGUUUCAUCGUUGGAAUAACACAUGGCUCUGCCAGUUUAAUGAGACAUGUUACAGCAGGUACGUUAAAUUCUGUAACAAAACUCGCAUCGAGCGUAGCUCGAAAUUUAGAUCGUCUGACACUCGACGAGGAACAUCUUCAACGGCAAGAAGAAUCCAGGAGAAUGCGCCCUCAAGGAAUGGCACAAGGACUAUACCAAGGCUUAACAGGGCUUGGAAUGAGUCUUCUUGCCGCAGUUGCGGGUUUGGCUCAUCAUCCUUUACAACAAGUUUGGUCAGGAGAAAUAACAACGAAAAGUCUUGUGACUGGUGUUGGACUUGGACUUGUUGGAGUAGUGACUAAACCUCUAAGUGGAGCUGCUGAACUAGUUGCGUUAACAGGACAGGGGUUACUUCAAGGAGCUGGCUGGAAUUCUUUGCCUUCGCCUCGACAACGACCAGUGGUUCAAUACACUACCGGAAAUAAUAAUGCAACGAUUAGAUAUGCUUGGUGGUUGUUACCUUUACUUGAAAACAAUCAUGGGAAUAUUUUGCAUGUUACUAAUGCAGAUUACGUGAUCCAGCAAGGCAGUAGUCGUGCUAUAACAUUAGUUCUGACACGACAUGCAUUGUUGCUAGUUAAUGCAGCUGAAGAUAAUGUAGAACGGAUAUAUUUAUUGAAAGAUUUAACAAACGCCGAUCACCAUUUGGAAUCAACAAUAUGUUUGUAUUGCUGCCCUGAAACAACACAAACUAAUAGAUCUAUAUCUCCAGCACCGUACGAAAUGGAUCGAGAAAUGCGAGCACGAGUAGCUGAAUAUGUACGAACUAGCAGUACUGGUUUAGCUAGUGUUUCUACAAACAGCGAUAUACAGUCCGAUAUAUUUGAGAACACUACUCCCAACUCUGACCGUACGCUUACAUUUUACGUUUCACCAGAUUCACGCAACUAUUUAUUAUCGUUGUUUAACAUCGCUAAACGGCAAAGUCAAGGUAGCGGAUUUACGGUGUUAUAAUGAAUAAA
This is a messenger RNA of Frieseomelitta varia, 12031 nucleotides long. It is a transcript of the gene Vps13B, whose product is annotated as vacuolar protein sorting-associated protein 13B. The record is from RefSeq and is a predicted model, not a curated record. The transcript is spliced from 32 exons. NCBI's taxonomy places the organism in Eukaryota, Metazoa, Arthropoda, Insecta, Hymenoptera, Apidae. The coding region runs from base 729 to 12023 and encodes 3764 amino acids.